Molecule: messenger RNA, 1162 nt
Organism: Astyanax mexicanus (Mexican tetra)
Lineage: Eukaryota; Metazoa; Chordata; Actinopteri; Characiformes; Acestrorhamphidae
Gene: zcchc9
Product: zinc finger, CCHC domain containing 9
Exons: 6
Coding region: 113-1012 (299 amino acids)
Molecular function (GO): zinc ion binding; nucleic acid binding
Source: RefSeq, a predicted model, not a curated record
GUGUUGGGGGGUUUGGGAGUUUGUAAACGGAACUACAGUGCGGGUGAAGAAACGCGACGGACAUUUUCUUUGGUUGGACACAACACGAGCACGAGCUUCUCCUGCGGGAAUCAUGACUCGCUGGGCCAGAGCUAACAAUGUUCAUAAAGCCAGACCGACCGAACCGACUCCGUGGGCCGAACUCAGAACCCCCCAGCCCCACCAGAACAGAGGGAACACAGCCCAGCAGAGCCGGAGGGAGGAAGGAAUGGAUGAGAGAGGAAAGAGGAAGGAGGGAGGAGUGGAUGAGAAAGAGAGCAGGAGAGAGGCAGGUGUAGAGGAGAGAGGGAACAGGAGAGAGGGAGGUGUAGAGGAGAGAGGGAACAGGAGAGAGGGAGGUGUAGAGGAGAGAGGAAAGAGGAGGAAGGGAGAAGUGGAUGAUGUAAAUGGGUUUAUGGAGUAUUUAAAGAGAACAGGUCAGUCCCUCGCUCACGGAUCAGCAGCUCCUCUGGAUUCAGGCGAAGAAGGUUUUGCUUCGUUUCUCAGGAAAGAUCAGAGGAGAGAGAAGCGCCGUCUGAAGAGACUUCAGGCUAAAAGCAGCAGCAUGGUUUGCUUUAACUGCAGGAAGCCCGGCCAUGGACUCGCCGACUGCCCUGAAGCUGAUGGUGAUGAAGAGCUGGGCCGAGGGAUCUGCUACCGCUGUGGAUCUACUGAGCAUGAGAUCCAGAGAUGUAGAGCUAAAGUAGAUCCUGCUUUGGGUGAUUAUCCAUAUGCCAAAUGUUUUAUUUGUGGUCAGACUGGUCACCUGUCCAGAUCCUGCCCGGAUAACCCACGGGGUCUCUACGCUGCAGGGGGUUGCUGUCACGUCUGUGGUUCUGUGGAACACUUCCAGAAGGAUUGCCCAGAACAUCAGAACUCUGGAAGUUCAGUCACUCUGCGCCGCCUUUCCAACCAGAUCAGCGCUGAUCAGGAGGACGUCCACGUUUCUGUAAAACGAGCUCCACACAAGAAAACCAAGAUGGUGAUGUUCUGAGCGAAACCUGCCAGUCAAAAGAUUAUAUUAUUAUUAUUAUUAUUAUUAUUAUUAUUAUUAUUAUUAUUAUUAUUAUUAAUUGGAUGUGUCCAGUGAGCUUAAUGUUUAAAUUCUUUGAAUGUUAAAAAAUAAAGAUUUACAUGAAAAGAC